AACUCGUCGGCUUGCCGGUGUUCUCCGUCUCAACCAUGCUGGCCGUCCGAUGAGACAUGGCGGACUAUAAAUGAGUCUGUCUCAGGACGCCUCAUAGCAGUCAAGCCAGUCGCCUGGCCUUGUCACGAUCCCACGCUGGACAAGGCCUUGUGUAAUGAGCGGAAGACGCUCAGCGACGAUUCUUUCUGGCGUCGAGAGCAGCCCGGCGCACUGCAGUACCAAAACUGGGAAGCCUUGCCGUCGUCGAACCAGAGUUGUUUCUUUGAAACUCCUAGUUCGGUGCCUUGCGGUCAGGGAAGAGUGCCGGUGUAUUCCGUUGUCGCCGAGACGGUCAACGAUAUACAAGAGGCAGUGCGGUUUGCACGGGACAAGAACCUGCGUCUGGUGGUGAAGAACACAGGCCAUGAUUUCCUAGGCCGAUCGGGAGCGCCACAUUCGCUACAAAUUGCUACCUUCAAGAUGCGCGGCAUUUCAUUCAGCGAUGACUUUGUGCCCGAAGGGGCCCCGGACAGCCACGGUCAUGGAUCGACGGUGACGGUUGAAGCGGGUGCUGUUCUGAGCGAGAUCUACCCGGCUGUGCAGGAAGAAGGAAAGAUAGCCGUACUGGGAACGGUGCAUACAGUUGGCGCUGCCGGAGGAUAUAUUCAGGGAGGUGGACACUCGCCUAUUGGUUCCUGGAAAGGCAUGGCAUCUGACAAUGCUGUCGAAUACGAGGUGGUUACGGCAGAUGGUGAUCUGGUCACGGCCAACCAGCAUCAACACCGAGAACUUUUCUGGGCUUUGCGUGGCGGUGGCGGAGGAACAUUUGGAGUUGUCACCAAAGUCACUCUGCGAACCUUCGACGAGGUGCCCACGGUGGCCGUGAACCUGACCAUUUCCAUGCCUUGGAGUCCAAACUCCAGCUACUGGCAGUCCCUAGCGGAAUUUAGCUCGCAUAUCCCUGAUAUCAACGACGAGAUGUGUGCAGGGUAUUUGCUCCUGCUGCCAAAGCUUCUCUGGGGAAAUUUCACCGUCUCUGUGCUACAGAUCGACGCUGUGUGCAUGGAUCAGUCCUCGGCAAAAGUAGACAGGCUAUUUCACUCUGUUCUCGCGCAUAUUAGCUGCCUACCUGACGUUACUGUCACCUAUAACUCGACCUCUUACACUACCACGAACCUGGCUCUGAAUAAUUUGAUCAGGCUGGGGAGUAGCAGCGACCAAACCGGUGGUACAGUCAUCCUAGGGUCCCGUUUGAUCUCGCGUGACUUACUCCGGUCUUCCGACGGAAGUCAAGAUCUCGCUAGGACAAUUUCCCAACUGCAGAUGAGCGACGGAGAAGCGAUCCUAGCCCACUUCGUGGUCGGAGGACAAGUCACCGAGAAUGCGGACGUGGAGAGCGGGCUGAACCCGAUCUGGAGGGAUACAGCAAUGAAUGUUAUUUGGACACGCUCCUGGCUUCCUGGCGCCUCGGUCAAGGAGAUCCGCGCCGUGGAAAAACAAGUCAUCCGUGAGGUAAACAUGUUCAAAUCCCUCGAGCCAGACAUGGGGGCAUAUUGCAACGAGGCAAAUCCCAACGAGGUGGGAUUCCAAAAGUCCUUCUGGGGGGAGAACUAUGCACGGUUGUAUGAGAUCAAACAGAAGGUAGACCCUCGGGGUUUGUUUAUUGCUCGCAAGGGCGUUGGGAGUGAGGAUUGGGAUGAUCAGGGUCUCUGCCGA
Molecule: messenger RNA, 1695 nt
Organism: Aspergillus steynii IBT 23096
Lineage: Eukaryota; Fungi; Ascomycota; Eurotiomycetes; Eurotiales; Aspergillaceae
Product: FAD-binding domain-containing protein
Exons: 2
Molecular function (GO): oxidoreductase activity; FAD binding
Source: RefSeq, a predicted model, not a curated record